AUGACCUCUGCACUUCAAGGAUGGCAUCCCGGCGAGGCAAUAUUACAGGAGAAAUAUGGAUUCACCGACGCGGUGCGUGGACGUUGGAUGUUGGCUGAGAACUUCAUGCGAGAACAGCAUCGCACCUUCCAUACUUCAAAUCUUCCCUUCAUCCCCAUCACCACCUUUGAUGACCAGGGCAGACCGUGGGGAGGAAUAGUCGCAGGGGCCACGGGGAAAAUCGGUUUCGUGACCAGUCCCGAUACCACCACCUUGAAUGUAGACGCUCGACUUUGGCCUGGAGACCCGCUUUUGAGCACAAUGCAAAGAUGGUUGGACUCCAAAUCUACGCCAGAGACGUCUCUGAUGGCAGGAUUGGGGAUUGAGCUCACCACGCGAAGGCGGAAUAAAUUUGCUGGGCGGAUCAAAGGCGUGCAGUCGCAUUCUGAUUUCGAGUUCCGAAUCAAUUUGGAAAUUCAGGAAACUCUAGGGCCUGCUAUGGAUCCUGCCGAGAGAUUGCCCAGAGAAGCGAUUGACCUCAUCACCGAAGCCGACACAGUAUUCAUCGCUUCCGUAUAUAAAACCGGAGCUUCCCCCGCGACAAAGUAUCCCUCCCAUGCGGGAAUGAAUGCACGCAGUGGACUGCCAGGAUUCACACGUGUUCGCCCGUCUGAUGGGCGAACCGUGGUUCUCCCAGAUUACUCUGGAAAUCGAUUUCUGAUGAGUCUUGGUAAUAUCGAAUCAUCUGGGGUAGUUGGACUCACGAUUGUGUCGUUCACGACAGGUGAUGUGCUCUACCUAACUGGUAAGGCACAAGUUCUAAUUGGAGAGCCCUCGUUCAACAUCAUGGCCAGACAGCCUUCCAUACUUCUGAUGGAGACCACUGGUUUCACUCUGGUUCGUGACGCGUUGCCUCUCCGCCAGGCGCCAGGAAGUGAGGUAGAACGCAGUCCCUACAGCCCAAAAGUCAAAUACCUUCGGGAGGAAGACCCGUCACUUGGGGGUGGACUUGACGGACAUAAAGUGCGGCUGGUCAGUGCUGUACAAGACGCAGAGAAUAUUGCCACUUUGAGAUUUGAGGCCAGUCCGAAACCAGGCGCUAAAGGUUUAGUCAUUGCACCCGGGCAGGCCGUGGUGCUCGACUUCAUGGAUUGGAUUGGCCCCCCAACGUAUCAACACAUGGCAGAUGGAAAGCCAGGGGCGCUGAACGACGAUCGAGUACGUACAUGGACAGUGUCCAGUGCACACGAAGGUGGGCCCACGUUAUGGUUUGAGUUGACCAUGCGUGAAAUGGAAGGCGGAGUCGUGACGGGUGCGCUUUUCCAGAUUCUGCGAAGCCAGCAACCUCUGCCAACGGUCAGUACCAUCGCCGAUAUCGUCGGCGUGACAGGAGACUUCUGCCUAGGUCAGGGAGAAGCAAGAAAUCUCUGGGUGGCUGGAGGGAUCGGCGUGACACCCUUCAUGGCCAUGUUUGCUGCCCUUGUUAAGCGGGGUUCCGAAGCCAAGGGCGACGUUGUACUCGCCCUGGCCUCAAGGGAGCCAAACGUGUCACUGAAGCUCCUCAAGAAAUCUCUGGAUGGCUUACCAGCAAGUGUGAAAGUGCGCGUUGACUUGUUCUCCAAUGAGGAAAGCAUCUCUACGCAAGAAAUGCAAGAUACUGGAGUUCAGGUCGUAACCCAUAAGGGUCGAAUUCCAGCCGCAUAUUGGAUUGGGGUCGCUGGUGAUAGAGACGUCUUGAUCUGUGGACCUGGCGGCUUUGGUGAUUCUGUGCAGGAAGGGUUGAGAGCUGCCGGGGUGCCUUCUAGUAGAGUUCAAAGAGAAGGAUUCUACUGA
Molecule: messenger RNA, 1812 nt
Organism: Exophiala bonariae
Lineage: Eukaryota; Fungi; Ascomycota; Eurotiomycetes; Chaetothyriales; Herpotrichiellaceae
Exons: 2
Coding region: 1-1812 (603 amino acids)
Molecular function (GO): oxidoreductase activity
Source: RefSeq, a predicted model, not a curated record